This is a messenger RNA of Meriones unguiculatus (Mongolian gerbil), 2293 nucleotides long. It is a transcript of the gene Krt2, whose product is annotated as keratin 2. Gene Ontology annotation, biological process: intermediate filament organization; keratinization. Gene Ontology annotation, cellular component: keratin filament. The record is from RefSeq and is a predicted model, not a curated record. NCBI's taxonomy places the organism in Eukaryota, Metazoa, Chordata, Mammalia, Rodentia, Muridae. Gene Ontology annotation, molecular function: structural constituent of skin epidermis. The coding region runs from base 63 to 2030 and encodes 655 amino acids. The transcript has 9 exons.
CCCAACAGCCUCGGAUCUGCCCAGGAACCAACCUUCUACUUUCCUUGCUGAGCAGAACCACCAUGAGUUGCCAGAUCUCCUGCAAGUCCCAAAGGGGAGGCGGCGGAGGCGGAGGCGGCAGGUUCCGGGGCUUCAGUAGUGGUUCGGCGGUGGCCUCUGGAGGGAGCCGGAGGUCGACCACCAGCUUCUCCUGCCUGAGCCGCCAGGGUGGUGGCCGAGGAGGUGGAGGUGGCUUUGGCAGUCGGAGCCUGGUUGGCCUUGGAGGGCACAAGAGCAUUUCUGUUAGUGUGGCUGGUGGAUUUGGUGGCAGCAGCUUGGGAGGCAGCGGCUUCAGAGGUGGCUCUAGCUUUGGAGGAGGCCGAGGAUUCGGAGGAAGCAGCGGUUUCAGAGGUGGCUCUGGCUUUGGAGGAGGCCAAGGAUUUGGAGGAGGCAGCAGCUUUGGAGGUUUUGGGGGCCCUGGUGGAUUACCUGGUGGAGGCAUCCAUGAAGUGUCUGUCAACAAGAGCCUCUUGCAGCCUCUUGAUGUCAAAGUAGACCCUGAGAUCCAGAACGUGAAGUCUCAGGAGCGUGAGCAGAUCAAAACCCUCAACAACAGAUUUGCCUCUUUCAUCGACAAGGUGCGCUUCCUGGAGCAGCAGAACCAGGUGCUGCAGACCAAAUGGGAGCUGCUGCAGCAGCUGGACACAGGCACCCGUACCAUCAGCCUGGAGCCCAUCUUCCAGGGCUACAUUGGCAUGCUCAAGAAACAGGUGGACCAGCUUUUCGCAGAGAGGACCUCCCAGGACUCAGAGCUGAGCAAUAUGCAGGACCUUGUGGAGCACUUUAAGAAGAAUUACGAGGAUGAGAUCAACAAGCGCACAUCUGCGGAGAAUGAUUUCGUGACCAUGAAAAAGGAUUUGGACAGUUGCUACAUAGACAAGACAGAGCUGCAGGCCAAGGCGGACAUACUGAUGCAGGAAGUCGAUUUCCUCAAGACGCUCUAUGACACGGAACUGUCCCAGCUACAGCAGAGUGUCACCGACACCAACGUCAUCCUGUCCAUGGACAACAACCGGAACCUUGACCUGGACAGCAUCAUUGCUGAAGUUCGGAGCCAAUACGAGCUCAUCGCCCACAAGAGCAAGGCUGAGGCAGACGAGCUGUACCACAGCAAGUAUGAAGAACUCCAGGUCACAGCUGUGAGACACGGGGAUAGCUUGAAAGAACUCAAGAUGGAGAUCAGCGAGCUGAACCGAACAAUCCAAAGGCUGCACGCGGAGAUAUCACAAGUGAAGAAGCAGUGUAAGAGUGUUCAGGACUCCAUUGCAGACGCGGAGCAGCGGGGAGAGCACGCCAUCAAAGAUGCCAGGAACAAGCUCCUGGACCUGGAGGAGGCCCUGCAGCAGGCCCGAGAGAACCUGGCGCGGCUGCUGCGAGACUACCAGGAGCUCAUGAGCUGCAAGCUGGCCCUGGACAUGGAGAUCCUCACCUACCGCAAGCUGCUGGAGGGCGAGGAGUGCAGGAUGUCUGGGGAGUUCAGCGACAAUGUAUCUGUGUCCGUGACAAGCAGCACCGUCUCCUCGUCUGUGGCAUCCAAGGCUGGCUUUGGCGCUGGAGGGUCAGGAGGAAGUUCUGGAGGAAGAGGGUCGUAUGGCGGUGGCGGAGGAAGCAACUAUGGCUCCGGAGACAGAGGCUCUGGCUCCAGAGGAGGGUCUGGAUCUACAUCCGGAGGAGGUUACAGCUCCGGAGGAGGCUCCAGGAGCGGUUCAGGCGCUGGAGGAGGUUACAGCUCUGGAGGAGGCUCCAGGGGCGGUUCCGGAGGAGGAGGUUACAGCUCAGGAGGAGGCUCCAGGGGUGGUCCUGGAGGGGGUUACAGCUCUGGGGGAGGCUCCAGGGGCAGAUCUGGAGGGGGAUACAGCUCUGGGGGAGGAUCCGGAGGUGGAGGCUCUAGGGGAGGGUCAGCCUCUGGAGGGGCAGUGUCUGGCUCUGAAAGGGGUGGUUCUGGGUCAGAGGAAGGUUGUGGCUCUGGGGUGACCUUCUCCUUUAGAUAGAGAUGGUCCUCUCCCUACUCUUUGGUUCCGGAACUUCAGCUGUAUCUCUGUAUCUCUAACUCAGAGUAACCCUGAUAUUUGCAGUCCACCUCUGAUGGCAUUUUCUUCUUGUGAGGAGGUGAUGAAAGAACCAUCCUAAACAAUUAGAGUCAGAGAUACUGUGUUCUGAGAAAGAAUCUAUGUUGUCCAACCGUGUCUUCAAGCCGUGUUCCGCUCCUGGUUUCCUUGCAAUGCCCACCUGGCAGUCCUUCCCAGAUGGUGUU